Messenger RNA from Ostreococcus lucimarinus CCE9901, 1065 nucleotides. RefSeq lists its product with no specific name. The record is from RefSeq and is a predicted model, not a curated record. Lineage: Eukaryota; Viridiplantae; Chlorophyta; Mamiellophyceae; Mamiellales; Bathycoccaceae. Gene Ontology annotation, molecular function: mRNA binding. The transcript has a single exon. The coding region runs from base 1 to 1065 and encodes 354 amino acids. Gene Ontology annotation, cellular component: nucleus.
AUGGUCGGGAUGCGAUUCGGUUCGACGGAGUUUCGACAAAAGUACGACUUCGUCGCGCAGUUGACGCCCGAGGACGGGGCGAAGAUUUGCCGCCAGGUGAGCUUUUAUUUCAGCGACUCCAACAUCGGGCGAGACGACUAUCUGCUUCGCGAAGUGGUCAAAUCAAAGCGCGAGGGACACGAUGGAGCGGUGGAAUUGGCGACGAUCGCGCGGUUUCAGAAGAUGCGAGAGUUGCUUGCGCCGUAUGGUGGGUACGACAAUUUCUCGGCGAUGAUGCCAAAGGUGGCCGAAGCGCUCUCGCAGUCAGACAUCGUGGAGGCGUGCGAAAACGGAACGCGGGUGAAGAGAAAAUCUUUGACGAUCGAUGGGAAGGAGCCCGAUUUUUCUACGGAUGAAGGCAUGCUUCAAUACCGUCAAGCGAUGAUGGUUGAGCUCGAUAAGCGAUACGUUUUUGCGAGCCCGUUCUCGAGGCACGCGACGAUGGAUUCGAUCCGAGCCUUCUUCGACGGCGUCGGCCAAGUCAAAUCGAUUCGCCUGCGACGACACACGGCUAGUAAAGAUUUCCGUGGAAGCGUUUUCGUCGAGUUCGCGACGGAGGAAGAGGCGAGACACGUCGCCGCGCGCACUGAUUUGGUGCACGAGGGCGCGAAAAUUGAGCUCGCGAUGAAGUCUGAUUACCUCGAGAAGAAGAAGGCGGAGUCGCUCUUACAAAAGGAGAAGCGCCGGCAAGAAGCCAUAGCGCGGGGCCAGGAUCCGGAGAAUAUCCCGCCCGAACCCGAACCUGUUUACGUGGGCAAAGUUCCUGAAGGCUUCGUUCCCGGCCGAGGCGGCGGACGAGGCGGCGGACGAGGCGGUGGACGAGGCGGCGGACGAGGCGGCGGACGAGGCGGCGGACGAGGCGGCGGACGAGGCGGCGAUCGAGGUGGCGAUUUCGGUCACGAUGGUCCCGGUCGGGGUCCUGGAUUCGGGUACGGUGGUCCGGAUCGCGGUGCGCCUCGCUUCGGAUUCGGCGCUCCCGGUCCCCAACGACCCGGCCCUCCACAGCGAUUCGGACGCCCAUACUGA